Messenger RNA from Rhineura floridana, 4964 nucleotides. It is a transcript of the gene COL9A1, whose product is annotated as collagen type IX alpha 1 chain. The coding region runs from base 1214 to 3961 and encodes 915 amino acids. The transcript is spliced from 38 exons. Lineage: Eukaryota; Metazoa; Chordata; Lepidosauria; Squamata; Rhineuridae. The record is from RefSeq and is a predicted model, not a curated record.
AAGCUUUGAAAGCCAUACACAUCUUUUCCAGCUCCCCUUUCUCUUCACCUUGCAAGACUCAGAGGAAAUAUCCACCUCAGCUCUAACAACCCCCCUCGCCCGCCCCUUCACAUCCUCCUGUUCCGUCUCAGGUCUCACUCACUCAUACACACGCAUUCACACCACCACCACCGACUCACCUGGGGCAGCCGCAGAAAAGGAGAAACGGCACUAGCCACCGGCCUCCCCCGGGAGAGGUGCCUACCUGACUUGGCGCUUGAAUCCGGCGCUCUCUCUGUCACGGCUUCCAGAGGAGCCCAGGCCUCAACAGCAGCACCGGUGUGGCGUAACGCAGGCAUCCGACGCCGGCGCCCCACUUGGCCGGCAGGGCGGCCCGUGUUGUGAUAGCGCACGCCCUCCUCCUGUUCUCGCCUGGGAAAGCGACUAGGAGGAGUAGACUCCGCCGGUCACAACACCACGACCACAAGCCGCCGCUUCCUGUUCACAAACAAACAGACAGGGAGGCAAUAGAGGAGGCGGGCGUUGUCAGGGCUGGAAGGGAGCGCCCAAGUCAUGCAGCGAGGGCAACCAGCAGAAGCUAUUACGGCAUCCUCUGACUCUGGGGCUCGAUCUCCAAGAUUCCGCUCCCACUUUCCUGGAGAUCUAGCUCUUGGUCCUCCUGCUGCUGUUGCUGCCGCCUCCAGCCUCGAGCUCCCCCUGCUGCUGUGUGCGAGGGACCGGCUGAGUUACAGAGUGUGACUGGCUGCUCCUCCCUGCAGGCGAGCAAAAAAAGAAAGCAAAGAAGCGGGAGGACAAAACAAGAUCAGCAAAACCAGCUAGCCCAAGGCACAUUUGGGGAUUGCCUCGAUUACUCCUGUCCCGUCGUUCUCUGACUUUCUCUCUACCUCAACAGGAAACUAAAGUGGAAAGAGGGGGCCUCCUCACCUGAAGCUCUGCCUGGCCAGAAGAUUUUCUCAUUUGACUUCUCGGCAUGCAAAGCUUAUUGGAGGGACAGGGAGCCACGCAACUUCUUGAGAUCUCAAGGCAGCCGCAGCGCGAUAGGCCAAGUCACAUCACCUACUUUCAGUGCAAAGCUGGCCCUUGAAAAGUCUCUGCAAAGUGCCUUCUCAGCAGAUACUUUCAAUUGCACAAGGCAUGAAAAGUCUCAGAAAACAAAACGAAAAAGACAAUGCAAAGCAAAUCCUAAAAUCAUCAUGUGAGUCAUGGGUGCCAUAUGAGAAGGCGGUACCAACUUUUCUGUUAUUUGUGCUAUUUUCUGGGGUUUCUGCCAUCAGCUACUAUUCAACAGCAGACAAGGUUUCCAGUUACAUUCAAUUCCAAUACAAAGACUGACCUCUGCCCACCAACCAGGAUUGGCCAAGAUGACCUACCAGGAUAUGACCUGAUUUCACAGUUCCAACUUGAUAAAGCUGCUUCCAGAGGCAUGAUCCAACGUGUGGUGGGCUCAACAGCUUUACAAGUGGCUUACAAAUUAGGCACAAAUGUAGACUUCAAGAUUCCAACAAGAUCUUUGUAUCCUAAUGGAUUACCUGAUGACUAUUCCAUUCUUACUACUUUUCGGAUGGCUGGAAAUACACUUCAGAAAUAUUGGAGCAUUUGGCAGGUUCUGGACUCUUCUGGAAAAGAGCAAGUUGGUUUGAAGUUUAAUGGACAAGCCAAGUCUCUUGACUACUCAUACAAAGGAAUUGAUGGGAGUCUCCAAACAGCAACAUUUCUGGAUUUGCCGUUUCUGUUUGAUUCCCAGUGGCAUAAGGUGAUGGUUGGUAUAGAAAAGAGCACCAUCACUCUUUAUGUUGACUGCAAUCUGAUACAAACUUUAACCAUAAAGCCAAGGGGAAAGAUCAACGUUGAUGGCUUUACUAUGCUGGGAAAACUGAAAAAUAAUCCUCAAAUUUCAGUUCCGUUUGAGAUCCAGUGGAUGAUGAUUCAUUGUGACCCUCAACGACCUCAGAGAGAAACCUGUGGUGAACUUACAGCCAGGAGUUCGAUAAGCCAGACAGCUGUCAAGAGAGGGCCCCCAGGUCCACAAGGCCCCCCAGGCCCACCGGGAGUUCCUGGCAUCGAUGGCAUAGACGGGGACAGAGGUCCUAAUGGGCCCCCAGGCCCUCCGGGUCCAGAUGGUGAACCAGGUAAACCAGGUGUCCCUGGAUUGCCAGGAAUACCUGGAGCUGAUGGAUUGACAGGUCCCGAUGGAUCACCAGGCCCAGCCGGUCCAAAAGGACAAAAGGGUGAACCUGGGUUGCCUGGAGGCCGUGGACUUCCUGGAAAAGGGAUUCCCGGAUCUCCUGGGCCUCCUGGUAUAGCAGGACUUCCUGGAGAAGUGGGCAGAGCUGGGCCACCUGGUGAUCUUGGAAAGAGAGGCCCUCCUGGAGUACCUGGCCCCCCAGGCCCCCCGGGAAUAGUUGGGCUUCGUGAUGGAGAUCCACUGUGUCCUAAUUCUUGUCCACCAGGCCGACCAGGACAUGCUGGGCUAAUGGGCAUGAAGGGUCACAAAGGAGUAAAAGGAGAGGCUGGUGAACCAGGAAAACAAGGCUAUAAGGGAGAGGAAGGUGAGGAAGGAGGAACAGGGGACAUUGGAGCUCAAGGCCCUCCAGGAUCUGAAGGAUUAAGAGGUAUAACUGGUAUCUUGGGACCCAAAGGUGAUAAAGGUGCUCGGGGUCUUGAUGGCGAUCUUGGUCCUCGAGGUCUUCCUGGGGCUCUGGGUGAUCAAGGACAAAGAGGUUCACUGGGAGAGUCAGGUCCCAAAGGGGAGAGAGGUCCUCAGGGUGUUAGAGGAAUCAGUGGCCUCCCUGGGCCUAAAGGAGAAAAUGGCUUACCGGGAGUUGAUGGCCGUGAAGGGAUCCCUGCCAUGCCAGGAGCAAAGGGUGAACCAGGCAAACCAGGUCCUCCCGGUGAUAUAGGAGUUCAGGGACUUCCAGGUUUUCCUGGCUCUCCAGGAGCAAAAGGUGUUCCUGGCCCAAUGGGUAAUUCAGGUCCUCCUGGGAAAUCUGGCUUGAUGGGGAAUUCGGGUAAACCUGGAGAACAAGGGCCACAGGGAGAACAAGGACCCAUUGGACCCAGAGGCCCCUCAGGAAGCAGAGGUGAGCCAGGUCCUGCUGGUCCUCCAGGUCCGCCAGGUAAAAUGGGUGCUGAGGGUGACAUAGGCCUCCCAGGUUUACCCGGGCCUCCAGGAUUGCCUGGUGGUAAAGGUGACAGGGGUUCAGUUGGUGAGCCAGGGCCUAAAGGAGAACAAGGAGCUGCUGGUGGAGAAGGAGAGCUUGGACACAGAGGCGAUCUGGGUGACAUGGGUUUGCCAGGCCCUAAAGGAUCUGUUGGGAAUCCUGGUGAACCGGGGUCACGCGGGCCUGAAGGAAGUCGUGGUUUGCCUGGGAUAGAAGGAUUACGUGGGCCACCUGGACCUCGUGGUUUGCAAGGAGAACAAGGUGCACCUGGUCUGCCUGGCAGCCAGGGUCCAGCUGGCAGAGAGCCAACUGAUGCACACGUUAAGCAAGUUUGCAUGAGAGUAAUGCAAGAACAACUGGCUCAAUUGGCUGCUAGCCUUCGGAGGCCUGAAUUUGGUGCUCCAGGCCUCCCAGGCCGUCCUGGACUACCUGGUGCCCCUGGACCUCCUGGAGAAAAUGGCUUCCCUGGGCAGCUUGGAUCCCGGGGGCUGCCUGGCCUUAAGGGUCCUCCUGGUGAAAUUGGGCUGAAAGGCCCAAAAGGUGAAACAGGAGAAAAGGGAGAGAGAGGAUUCCCAGGUCGAGGACCCAAAGGCUUACCAGGCACAACAGGACUCCCAGGGGAACCCGGCAAGCCCAGCUAUGGCACGGACGGGCGAGAUGGUAACCGAGGCCCACCUGGGGCAGCUGGCUUGCCCGGCAUUCCAGGCUCUCCCGGGCCACCCGGUCCUCCUGGCUAUUGUGAGCCAUCAGCCUGCACUGUGCAAGCUGGACUACGAGCUGACAACGUGAAAGGGCCAUGAAAAGUGUAAAAGUUAGUGACGUGAGUUUUUGGCAACAAUGUACUGUCCGCACAUACAUCUGACACAGAGAGAAAAAAGCAGAGGAGAAGCUUUCAGUAAAACCGUAAGAGAAUUCUAUCAAAGGCUUGACAGACUUUAAAUGCACUGGUUGUCCCCUUCUUCAGCCUGUACAAACUGUACAUGGUAACUAUAUAUUUUUUAAAUGGUGCUUUUAAGGUGAUACCAGAUGGCUUUCCUUUUUUAUCAUGGUGAAAGGCAGCUGUCUUUUUUAAAAAAAUGAUGUCUUCCCAAGCACUAAUCUUAUUUCUUUCUCCUCUUCAUAUUGUACUGUAUUAUAGUAUCAGCGAGAAAGACAUCAUUCGAUUUUAUUGUCUAGUACAUCUGUAAAAUCAUUGGGAUCAUUUGCAUUCACCUUUAUCCAUGUCGGUUAAUGUGAUCUCCAAUGUAUAGACAUGGCUGCCAUGCAAAAACAUGCUCAACGCUUUUGCAUACUGAGAAGCCUGUAAAUGUAUGAAAGCCAUGUUGCCAGUGAUCUAUCAGGUGAAAUAACUUUACUCAUAGGGGUUUUAAUUCUCUGUUUCAACAUGUACUGAAUUUUGUUUAAUGUGAUAUUACUGCCAGCUCCACCAUGUGUCCUAUCUGAAAUUAAGCCAAGUGGCCAAAAAGUUACUGGUAAGAGAAUUUUAAUCUUUGGAAACAGCUAGGAUUUAUUGCUGAGUUUAUUUAUUUUUUUAAAAAAUAUCUGAAGUCACAUCUCUAGUUGUAUAAAAGUUGAAAUAAAUAAUGUUUUUUUAACCCUUUGCAUUUUCUUGGUAUGAAUGGUAAAUACAAAUAAAACAAGGAGCUCUGCUGAACUCCAUUCUUAGAAAAGUACCCAGUUAUAUUUUUGAUUAGUUUCAUUUCUCAAGGAAACAACUGCAUUGUAUGAAAUAGUCCACUGUGUAAAUUUGUUUUAUGAAUUAUAUAUAUUCUUUGAUUUGUCAUUUUGAAAGAUAAAAAUAAA